CAGUUUAUAAGUGGUCUCGUGUAAGUUAUGUCGCCAUAUUCUAUAAUAUAAAAAUUAAAUAAUAAUAGUAAUAAUGUGGUUAAUACGAGUAUUUUUUUUGCUAACAUUUGUAAUUAUUAUUAAAAAUAAUAAUGUUGAAUCAUUAAAAAUACUUGGACUUUUUCCAUUACCUGGAAAAAGUCAUUUUGCAACUGGUGAAGAAUUAUUUAAAAUACUUGCACAAAAAGGACAUCAAAUUGAUGUUGUAAGUCAUUUUCCACAAAAAAAAACAUAUCAAAAUUAUAAUGAUAUAAGUCUUGUUGGAUCAGCACCAAUACCAGUUAAUAAUGUUACAUUUGAAUCAACAAGAGCUAUUACUGGUUUUUCACUUGGUAAAUUUGUUAAAACAACAGGAUUAGAAACAUGUGAUCUAUUGGCUCAUCCAAAAAUGCAGGAAUUAUUAAAUAAACCAAAAGGAUCAUAUGAUGUCAUAAUAGUUGAGAUAUUCACAUUUAAUUGUUAUUUAGCAUUUGGUAAACAUUUUGAUGCACCACUUAUUGCUGUUUCAACUUUAGCAGUACCAGACUGGUUAUAUGGACCACUUUCAUCACCAUUUAAUCCAUCAUACAUGCCAACAAUGACAACAGGUUAUAGUCAAGAAAUGACAUUAUAUCAAAGACUUGUUAAUACACUUGUAUCACAUAUUAUACCACAUGUGUUUCAUUAUUAUCUUGAGGAGGAACGUGGUCAUGUAGAAAAAUAUUUUGGACGUAAAUUAUCAUCAAUACAAGAAUUAUAUGAAGAUAUAUCACUCUUGUUUGUAAAUUCACAUUACAGUAUUAAUGGUAUUAAACCAACAACACCAGAUAUCAUUGACAUUGGUGGUUUACAUGUUGGUGGUACUGGACAAAAAUUAACAGAAGAUUUAAAAAAAUGGCUUGAUGAAAGUACACAUGGAUGUGUUUAUAUAUCAUUUGGAUCAAUGGUACGAAUUGAAACUUUACCAAUUGAUAAAAUUCAAGCAUUUUAUAAAAUGUUUAAUAAUAUAUCACCUGUACGUGUACUUAUGAAAAUUGCUGAUCCAAAAUUAUUACCACCAAAUUUACCAAAUAAUGUUAUGACAUCAUCAUGGUUACCUCAAGUUGCAGUAUUAAAACACGAACAAGUCAAGGCAUUCGUGACUCAUGGAGGUCUUAUGGGAACUCAAGAAGCUAUUGGUUGGGGUGUACCUUUAAUUGGUCUUCCAUUAUUUGGUGAUCAACACACGAAUAUUCAAAAUUUUGCUAAUCAAAAAAUUGCUGUUAAGCUAGAUGUUGAUAAUUUUAAUGAACAUACUUUAACAAAUGCUGUUAAAGAAGUUUUAAAUAAUCCCGAAUAUAUGCAUAAUGUAAAAGAAGCAUCAGCUCUUUUUAUGGAUCGACCAAUGAGUGCAAAAGACACGGCUGUUUAUUGGGUUGAAUAUGCUGCAAGACACGGUAAUCGUCUUAAAUCACCAGGUAGAAAAUUAACAUGGUGGAAAUUUUAUCUUCUUGAUGUUUAUGGUCUAGUAUUAGGUACAAUAUUAUUAGCUUCAUAUAUUGUUAAAAAAAUACUGGGAUUUAUUUAUCAUCUAAUUUGUUCAUCGAAGAAUCCAAAAAAAAAUCUAUCUAAAAAUAAAAAAAACAAAUAAAUUAUUAAAAUAUUAUUAAUUAAAGUUGUUCAGGUUAUUUUUCAUAAUGUAAUAAAUAUUUUGAUAAUUAAAACACUUGAUUUACAAUAACAAAUUCUUAUUAAUUUUGUCCAGCAAUUAUCUUGAUACAAGUUUUUUUUCAUUUUAAUUGCAAAACACAAUAAAAUUAUUGAAUUAACUUACAAUAAGUAUUUUUGUUUUCUAUCAUUAUUUAUAAUAAUAUUAAACAAAUAUUUUUCAUUUUAUCUUGUAUAUAAAAUUUUCCAUUAAACUCAUCUAGUUCAAUGGGCGCACAUUGUCUCUUGAUAUUGAUACAUUAUUUUUAUUACAAUUGUUUUUCUCUUCUAAAUUUUCAAUAAUACAAUAAUUUUUUUUUUUUUUUUUCGCAUUUUAAUUACACCAUACAAAAUUGAGGCUUAUCUAAAAAAAAAAAAAAUCAUCUAGUGAAAUAAUAAUUACUGUUUAAACACAAAAACUAUUAUACUAAAUAAUUAAUAUUUACCCCAAGUCUAGUAAUUAUGUUACUGAUUCAUUAUGUAGGCUUAAAAAAAUUUUUCAUUUUUUAAUAACAAACAGUUUCUUUUUUUUUUUUUGUUUAAUUUCUGAAAUCAAAUAUUCAAGAGGUAGAUAUUCUUUUUUUUUUUUUUUUCUUCUUUUUUCUAAAUAUUAAUUCAUUUUUAUGAUUAUUAUUAUUGUUUAUGUAUUUUUAUUUUCAUGGUGUAAUUAUUUUUCCCUUUUUUUCUUUAAAUAUCUUAUAUAUAAAUAUUUUUUUCUUUUAACAUGAUUUGUUUUUUCUUUUACUUGACAAUCAACAUAUUUUUCUAAAAUUUUUACGAUAGCGAUUACAAGAGUAAUACAAAAAGCUUGGAUUUAUAAACUACAUUUUGAGAUAAAAUACAUAAGGGGUUUUCAAAAAGUAGGGCUCAGGUUGAUUAGC
Messenger RNA from Aphidius gifuensis, 2585 nucleotides. Its product is annotated as UDP-glucosyltransferase 2-like. The record is from RefSeq and is a predicted model, not a curated record. Lineage: Eukaryota; Metazoa; Arthropoda; Insecta; Hymenoptera; Braconidae. Gene Ontology annotation, molecular function: UDP-glycosyltransferase activity. The coding region runs from base 74 to 1648 and encodes 524 amino acids. The transcript is spliced from 5 exons.